Penicillium malachiteum is the source of this 1557-nucleotide messenger RNA. RefSeq lists its product as uncharacterized. NCBI's taxonomy places the organism in Eukaryota, Fungi, Ascomycota, Eurotiomycetes, Eurotiales, Aspergillaceae. Gene Ontology annotation, molecular function: transmembrane transporter activity. Gene Ontology annotation, biological process: transmembrane transport. The coding region runs from base 1 to 1557 and encodes 518 amino acids. The transcript is spliced from 17 exons. The record is from RefSeq and is a predicted model, not a curated record. Gene Ontology annotation, cellular component: membrane.
AUGGAUCCUCCGAUUAAGGGAUAUGGCGAUGAUGAAACACAAUUGGCCCAGAUGGGUCAUAAGUCAGAGCUAAAGCGGCACUUUUCUUUGUUGUCCAUGCUCGGCCUUGCUUUUGCCAUUUUAAAUUCAUGGACUGCUUUGUCUGCGAGUUUGUCACUUAGUCUGCCAUCGGGAGGGAGUGCUAGUGUCGUUUGGGGUCUGGUUACUGCAGGUAUUUGCAAUCUGUGCAUGGCUGCAUCGCUUGCUGAAUUCCUUUCCGCGUACCCCACGGCAGGAGGUCAAUACCACUGGGUCGCUGUUAUUUCCUGGGAAAAAUGGAUGCCCAUUUUAUCAUGGAUAACCGGCUGGGUGAACUGUGCUGGUUGGGUUGCCUUGGUUGCUACCGGUGGUCUUCUGGGUAGCGAGUUGGUCCUCGGAGUCAUUUCGCUAGUGCAUCCGAAUUACUCUUCUCAGCCAUGGCACCAAUUCUUGAUCUACAUCGGAUAUAAUGUGGCUGGAUUCCUCAUCAAUGCCUUCGGAAACAGUAUUUUACCUUAUUUUAACAAGGCUGCCUUUAUCUGGUCCCUGGGUGGCUUUACUACUAUUUGUAUCACGGUACUCGCUUGUGCCUCACCAAAUUUCAAUUCUGGAGAUUUUGUGUUUCGCGAGUUCAUCAAUAAAACUGGCUGGCCCGAUGGAAUUGCCUGGCUGCUUGGACUUCUGCAAGGAGGACUCGGUGUUACAGGCUUUGAUGGUGUUGCACAUAUGAUCGAAGAGAUCCCCAACCCCUCCGUGGAGGGUCCCAAGAUUAUGAUCGCCUGUGUUGGCAUUGGUACUGUCACUGGUACUAUCUUCCUUGUUGUUCUCUUGUUUGUAGCUGGCAGCAUAUCUCAGAUCACUGAGUCGGCUGCGGGUCCUCUCCUUGCGAUACUGUACAACGCCACUGCCAACAAAGCGGGUGCCAUCUGCUUACUCGUCUUCCCGCUCGUCUGUAUGCUCUUUGCUACCACCGCUAUCAUGACCACUAGCAGUCGAAUGUGCUAUGCAUUUGCUCGUGACGGCGGACUACCUUUUUCGCCUUUCUUCUCCAAGAUUCACCCGAAGCUGAAAGUCCCUCUCAACACACUCUGUCUCAAUCUUGCUCUUGUCAUCAUAUUCGGUUUGAUUUUCCUCGGUUCAUCUAGCGCCUUUAACGCUAUCAUUUCCGCUUCUGUUGUUUUGCUGGAUCUUGCUUACGGUAUUCCAAUUGGAAUUAACUGCCUUCGGGGGCGCAACACACUUCCCGAAAGAUCAUUCGUUCUUCCAAAUGCUGUUGGUUGGGUGUUGAACAUGGUAUCAAUGGUUUACAUUACCCUGACCACUGUCCUGUUUCUCUUUCCUCCCGAUCUUCCUGCCACUGGCAGCAACAUGAACUACUGUGUGGCUGCUUUUGGCAUUGUAUUUGUGAUUUCGGCCAUCACCUGGAUUGUUGAUGGCCGCAAGAACUAUGUUGGCCCUCGUAUCGAAGUUGAGAUUCUCUCUGGUCAAGUUGAAGACAAGCCACAUGACCCGAUUCCCAUGGUGGAGCGAAAGGCUUAA